AUACACCACUGAAACAGCCUUUACAAAGUCACAACAGGGAGAGUCAAACCCCGCUUCAACAACAUUAGGAGCUCCCUCACCUGGGGAUGAAAUCAUGACGGAAACUUCACAUGUCCUGGCAACCACUUUUACACAAGCACCUUCCACAAAAGAACCCCCUGGAAGUACGUCUCAGAUCGAACUUGCGACGGAAAUGCCCGCACAAUUUGAAAUAGCAAAUGUAAAGGCCAUAGAAACUACAAUCAAAUUGGAAGAAACUUCACAUGAGACAAAAACAACAGAGAGAACAACUGCAACUGCAGAAUCGUCGGAAAAUUCAGAGGUUAAAACACCUGAAAUGUCGACAAGUGCAUUUGAACCGGCCCGUGUUGACGCUCCUUUAAGAUCCUCAACUUCAAAAGACACGAUAACUACACCCACAACCUCUUCUUUGAUAACAACACCUAAAAUGAAAUCUGCAAUCAAAUCAGAAAUUGCACCAGCAUCUGUAUAUGCUUCAAACUCAUCUGGCAUGUUAAGAACAACUACAUUACAAACCAUAGCAACAACUAGGACAUUAGGGGGGGAAACGUUUGAGCUGUUAGCCACCUCUCCUGGAAAACCAUCUGAAAGAACAGUAGAGACGUCAACUAUAAUGCCAAUGUCCACAUCUGCUUCUUCGGCGCCAGGCAGCGUUUCUGAGACAUUGUCUGCAAUUACAUCACCAAGGAUAACUUUUGCCACUGUUGCAUUCCUACCAAUUGUAUCAGUUCCUACACCUGAUAGCCCAUUGGAAACUAAAGCUACAGCUACGACAGAACGUACAGGUGAAAGCAAUCCUAAAACCACAGCGGCGACUCCGUAUGAAACAACUGAUACAAACACACCUGAAACAUCAUCCACAACCCCAUCAACUAAACCUAAAACAUCAUCCACUUAUACAACAUUCCCAUCAACUGCACCUGAGACAUCUGUGAAAGUCACUAAAGAAUCCUUUACAACAGAUGCAACCAUGGCCACGAGCUCAUCAGAAAAACUGUCAACAGUCUACUUUCAAGCAUAUCAAACCACAACUACAACUGAUACAUCAACUAUAACUCCUACAACAAGUGACUCUUCAACUAUUCCUGUAUCUGCAACAUUGUUGACAGUUACAGCGGAAAGGAUAACUGCAUUCCCCCCAUCAACCGAACCUAAAACAGCAUCCACAGCCACAUACACAACAAUCCCACACACCGAAACUGAAACAUUAACCACAACUACAACAUCCAUAUCAACCAAACCUGAAACAUCAUCAACAGCCACAUACACAACAUCCCCAUCAACUGAACCCAAAACAUCAUACAGAACUACAACAUUCCCAUCAACCGAACCUAAAACAGCAUCGACAGCCACAUACACAACAAUCCCACACACCGAAACUGAAACAUUAACCACAACUACAACAUCCAUAUCAACCAAACCUGAAACAUCAUCCACAGCCACAUACACAACAUCCCCAUCAACCAAACCUGAAACAUCAUCCACAACUACAACAUUCCCAUCGACCGAAACGGAAUCAUCAUCCACAACUACAUCACCCCCAUCAACCGUACCUCAAACAUCAUCCACAACUACAACAUCCCUAUCAACCGAACCAGAAACAUCAUCCACAACUACAACAUUCCCAUCAACUGAAACUGAAACAUCAUCCACAACUACAACAUCCAUAUCAACUAAACCUGGAACAUCAUCCACAGCCACAUACACAACAUCCUCAUCCACCAAACCUGAAACAUCAUCCACAACUACAACAUUCCCAUCGACCGAAACAGAAACAUCCUCCAAAACUACAACAUUCCCAUCAACUAAAACUGAAACAUCCUCCAUAGCCAGAAACACAUCAUCUCCACCAACUGAACCAGAGACCUCAUCCACAACUACAACAUUCCCAUCAACCAAACCAGAAACAGCAUACACAGCUACAUACACAACAUCCCUAUCAACUGAAACAGAAACAUCAUACAUAUCCACAACAACCUUAUCAACUGAAGCUGAUACAUCAUCCACAGCUACAUACACAACAUCCCCAUCAAUCGAACCUGAAACAUCAUCUACAGCUACAACAUUCCCAUCAGCCGUAACUGCAACAUCCACAUCAACCAAACCUGAAACAUCAUCCACAGCUACAUACACAACAUCCCCAUCAAUCAAACCUGAAACAUCAUCCACAACUACAACAUCUCCAUCGACCGAAACUGAAACAUCAUCCACACCUACAACAUUCCCAUCAACCGUAACUGCAACAUCCACAUCAACCAAACCUGAAACAUCAUCCACAGCUACAUACACAACACCCCCAUCAACCAAACCUGAAACAUCAUCCACAACUACAACAUUCCCAUUCACCGAAACUAAAACAUCAUCCACUAUUGCAACAUCCAUAUCAAACAAACAUGAAACAUCACCCACCGCCACAUACACAACAUUCCCAUCAACCGAAAUUGAAACAUCAUUCACAACACCCCCAUCAACCGAACCUGAAAUAUCGUACACAACCACAUACAUGACAUCCUUAUCAACCGAAAUUGAAACAUCAUACAUAUCCACAACAUCCAUAUCAACUAAACCUGGAACAUCAUCCACAGCCACAUACACAACAUCCCCAUCCACCAAACCUGAAACAUCAUCCACAACUACAACAUUCCCAUCGACCGAAACAGAAACAUCCUCCAAAACUACAACAUUCCCAUCAACUAAAACUGAAACAUCCUCCAUAGCCAGAAACACAUCAUCUCCACCAACUGAACCAGAAACCUCAUCCACAACUACAACAUUCCCAUCAACCAAACCAGAAACAUCAUACACAAACACAUACAUUACUGACCCAUCAACUGAAACUGAAACAUCUUCCACAUCCACAACAUCCCUAUCAACGGAAGCUGAAACAUCAUCCACAACUACAACAUUCCCAUCAACUGAAACAUCAUCCACAACUACAACAUCCAUAUCAACCAAACCUGAAACAUCAUCCACAGCCACAUACACAACAUCCUCAUCAACCGAACCUGAAACAUCAUCCACAACUACAACAUCCAUAUCAACCAAACUUGGAACAUCAUCCACAGCCACAUACACAUCCCCAUCAACCGAAAAUGAAACCUCAUCCACAACUACAACAUCCAAAUCAACCCAAACUGAAACAUCAUCCACAGAUACAAUAUCCACAUCAACUAAACCUGAAACAACAUCCACAACUACAACAUUCCCAACGACCAUAACUACAACAUCAUCCACGACUACAUCCCCAUUAACCGAACCUGAAACAUCAUCCACAGUCAGGAACACAUCAUCUCCACCAACCAAACCAGAAACAUCAUACAUAACCACACACAUUACUUACCCAUCAACUGAAACCUCAUCCACAUCCACAACCACCCCAUCAACUGAAACUGAAACAUCAUCCACAUCCACAUCAUCGGAAAUUGACACAUCAUCCACAUCCAUAACAUACCCAUCAACUGAAAUUGAAACAUCAUCCACAACAACCCCAUCAACUGAAACAUCAUCCACAACAUCCCCAUUAACCGAAACUGAAACAUCAUCCACAUCCACAACAUUCCCAUCAGCUAAAACAUCAUCCACAAUUACAACAUCCACAUCAACCAAACCUGAAACAUCAUCCACAACUACAACAUCCAUAUCAACCAAACUUGGAACAUCAUCCACAGCCACAUACACAUCCCCAUCAACCGAAAAUGAAACCUCAUCCACAACUACAACAUCCAAAUCAACCCAAACUGAAACAUCAUCCACAGAUACAAUAUCCACAUCAACUAAACCUGAAACAACAUCCACAACUACAACAUUCCCAACGACCAUAACUACAACAUCAUCCAUGACUACAUCCCCAUUAACCGAACCUGAAACAUCAUCCACAGUCAGGAACACAUCAUCUCCACCAACCAAACCAGAAACAUCAUACAUAACCACACACAUUACUUACCCAUCAACUGAAACCUCAUCCACAUCCACAACCACCCCAUCAACUGAAACUGAAACAUCAUCCACAUCCACAUCAUCGGAAAUUGACACAUCAUCCACAUCCAUAACAUACCCAUCAACUGAAAUUGAAACAUCAUCCACAACAACCCCAUCAACUGAAACAUCAUCCACAACAUCCCCAUUAACCGAAACUGAAACAUCAUCCACAUCCACAACAUUCCCAUCAGCUAAAACAUCAUCCACAAUUACAACAUCCACAUCAACCAAACCUGAAACAUCAUCCACAACUACAACAUCCAUAUCAACCAAACUUGGAACAUCAUCCACAGCCACAUACACAUCCCCAUCAACCGAAAAUGAAACCUCAUCCACAACUACAACAUCCAAAUCAACCCAAACUGAAACAUCAUCCACAGAUACAAUAUCCACAUCAACUAAACCUGAAACAACAUCCACAACUACAACAUUCCCAACGACCAUAACUACAACAUCAUCCACGACUACAUCCCCAUUAACCGAACCUGAAACAUCAUCCACAGUCAGGAACACAUCAUCUCCACCAACCAAACCAGAAACAUCAUACAUAACCACACACAUUACUUACCCAUCAACUGAAACCUCAUCCACAUCCACAACCACCCCAUCAACUGAAACUGAAACAUCAUCCACAUCCACAUCAUCGGAAAUUGACACAUCAUCCACAUCCAUAACAUACCCAUCAACUGAAAUUGAAACAUCAUCCACAACAACCCCAUCAACUGAAACAUCAUCCACAACAUCCCCAUUAACCGAAACUGAAACAUCAUCCACAUCCACAACAUUCCCAUCAGCUAAAACAUCAUCCACAAUUACAACAUCCACAUCAACCAAACCUGAAACAUCAUCCACAACUACAACAUCCAUAUCAACCAAACUUGGAACAUCAUCCACAGCCACAUACACAUCCCCAUCAACCGAAAAUGAAACCUCAUCCACAACUACAACAUCCAAAUCAACCCAAACUGAAACAUCAUCCACAGAUACAAUAUCCACAUCAACUAAACCUGAAACAACAUCCACAACUACAACAUUCCCAACGACCAUAACUACAACAUCAUCCACGACUACAUCCCCAUUAACCGAACCUGAAACAUCAUCCACAGUCAGGAACACAUCAUCUCCACCAACCAAACCAGAAACAUCAUACAUAACCACACACAUUACUUACCCAUCAACUGAAACCUCAUCCACAUCCACCCCAUCAACUGAAACUGAAACAUCAUCCACAUCCACAUCAUCGGAAAUUGAUACAUCAUCCACAUCCAUAACAUACCCAUCAACUGAAAUUGAAACAUCAUCCACAUCCACAACAACCCCAUCAACUGAAACAUCAUCCACAACAUCCCCAUCAACCGAAACUGAAACAUCAUCCACAUCCACAACAUUCCCAUCAGCUGAAACAUCAUCCACAAUUACAACAUCCACAUCAACCAAACCUGAAACAUCAUCCACAGCCACAUACACAACAUCCUCAUCAACCGAACCUGAAACAUCAUCCACAGCUACAACAUCCAUAUCAACCAAACUUGAAACAUCAUCCACAGCCACAUACACAUCCCCAUCAACCGAAAAUGAAACCUCAUCCACAACUACAACAUCCAAAUCAACCCAAACUGAAACAUCAUCCACAGAUACAAUAUCCACAUCAACUAAACCUGAAACAACAUCCACAACUACAACAUUCCCAACGACCAUAACUACAACAUCAUCCACGACUACAUCCCCAUUAACCGAACCUGAAACAUCAUCCACAGUCAGGAACACAUCAUCGCCACCAACCGAACCAGAAACAUCAUACAUAACCACACACAUUACUUACCCAUCAACUGAAACCUCAUCCACAUCCACAACCACCCCAUCAACUGAAACUGAAACAUCAUCCACAUCCACAACAUCCCCAUCAUCGGAGAUUGACACAUCAUCCACAUCCAUAACAUACCCAUCAACUGAAAUUGAAACAUCAUCCACAUCCACAACAACCCCAUCAACUGAAACUGAAAUAUCAUCCACAACAUCCCCAUCAACCGAAACUGAAACAUCAUCCACAACAUUCCCAUCAGCUGAAACAUCAUCCACAAUUACAACAUCCACAUCAACCAAACCUGAAACAUCAUCCACAGCCACAACAUUUCCAUCGACCAGAACCGAAACAUCAUUCACAACGACAACAUCCCUAUUAACUGAAACUGAAACGACAUCCACAGAUACAACAUCCAUAUCAAUCAAAACUGAAACAUCCUCCACAGCCACAUACACAACAUUCCCAUCAACCGAAACUGAAACAUCAUCCAAAACUACAACAUUCCCAUCAACCAUAACUGCAACAUCAUCCACAACUACAACAUCCCCAUUAACCAAACCUGAAACAUCAUCCACAUCCACAACAACCCCAUCAACAGAACCUGAAUCAUCAUACACAACCACAUACAUGAUAUCCCCAUCAAUCGAAACGGAAACAUCAUCCACAACAACCCUAUCAACUGAAACUGAAACAUCAUCCAUAACUACAACAUCUGCAAUAUCAAAACGUGAAACAUCAGUGAACGUCAUAUCUGAAACAUUUACAAUAGAUGGAACCACAACCACUAUCUCAGUAGAAAAACGGUCAACCGCCUCCCUUCAAACAUUUAAAACCACAAUUGAGACAUCAAUAACUACACUUGAAACUCCAGUUUCUACACCAAGUGACUCUUCAGCAAACACUGUACCUGCAACACUGUCUACAGUUACAUCAGGAAGGAUAACUACGGCCCCACCAACUGAAUCACCAUUAGACACAUCCAAAGCUACAUUUGAGACAUCAAUAUCAACCAUUCCAGUAACUACAGAGAUAACCCCCACCGGAAUAUCAGCUACAACAGAAAGUCGAACAGCAACAACCUCACCUGGAAAUGUAUUGACAACUACAAUCACAUCCUCAAUAUCUGCUUCAACUACUGAGGGAAAAACAGAAAACCCAUCUUCCAUCACUCCGGAACCUCCAGCUACAAACACACGUGUUACAUCAGCAUUUACAGCCUCUUCAGAGAGGAUGAGUAUAUCAACAUCGAGUACCCUCCCAGAAAUCACAACUCAGAAUUUGACAUCGACUUUAACAUCUACCUUUUCUGCAGCAACUACUUCAAAUCACAGCAUAACUCGGAUGACAACACCAACAAAAACUACAAAAGCCACUGCAGGUUCAGUCAUAACUAAAUCUGUCAGUGUGACAGACAAAGUUGACUCAAUCAAACCUAAAUCUUCAAUGACCACACCUGUGCCAAUCCCACCUCCACCCUCAUCAACUAAUGAUAUCUUUAUGACCAUUACUUUGGUUAUCCUAUUAUUGAUUUUGGUUGCUAUAACUUUAGUUAUUUUUAUCUUUGAUCAAAAUCCUUGCAGAGAGACCUAUAAUUUAUAAUAUCUUUGACACAAAAUGUAUUUUUGACUGAAAGGACCUCACGCAGUAGACAAUUGCAACCUCAAGAAAGGGAGAGUAAGAAAUCUAUCCCGUGUUGAUGUCACCUGGAAGGAUUUAGUGCCUUUGAACGGGGUACGGUAGUAGGUGUCAGGCACAUCGGUUUGAGUGUGUCAAGAACUGCAACGCUGCUGGGUUUUUCACACUCAACAGUUUCCCGUGUGAAUCAAGAAUGGUCCACCACCCAAAGGACAUCCAACCAACUUGACAACUGUGAGAAAGAAUUGGAGUCCACAUGGGCCAGCAUCCCUGUGGAAUUCUUUUCGACACCUUGCCCUGAUGAAUUGAGGCUACUCCGAGGGCAAAAGGGAGUACAACUCAACAUUAGGAAGGCAUUCCUAAUGUUUUGUACACUGUGAAUACACUCUUAGAAAGAAGGGUUCCCAAAGGAUUCUUCGGUUGUCCCCAUAGGAAAACCCUUUUUGGUUCCAGAUAUGACCCUUUUGGGUUCAAUGUAGAACCUUCUGCACCAAAAAGGGUUCUUCAAAGAGUUCUCCUAUGGGGACAGGCGAAGAACCCUUAUAGGUUCUAGAUAAUAAUAAUAUAAUAAUAAUAUAAUAAUAAUAUAAUAUAUAUGCCAUUUAGCAGACGCUUUUAUCUAAAGCGACUUACAGUCAUGUGUGCAUACAUUCUACGUAUGGGUGGUCCCGGGGAUCGAACCCACUACCCUGGCAUUACAAGUGCCAUGCUCUACCAACUGAGCUACAGAUAGCUUCCAACUUACCGUAACUUUGUUGUUAAAGUAUUAUAAAAACAUGAGAUGCCAAACCCGCUCACAGGAUUGGUUAACUCUUGAGGUUCCUCGGGUCUCCACUGAAUUAGGUAAAUCUGCUUUUAGUUUUAAUGCACCUCAUUGUUGUAACCAACUGCAAAAUUCACUGCAAUUGGAUGCUCUGAUGCUUUUUAAUUUUUAAUUUCACCUUUAUUUAACCAGGCAGGCCAGUUGAGAACAAGUUCUCAUUUACAACUGUGCCCUGGCCAAGAUAAAGCAAAGCAGUGUGACAAAAACAACAACACAGAGUUACACAUGGGAUAAACAAACGUACAGUCAAUAACACAAUAUAAAAUCUGUAUACAGUGUGUGCAAAUGAAGUAAGGAGGUAAGGCAAUAAAUAGGCCAUAGUGGCAAAGUAAUUACAAUUUAGCAAUUAACACUGAAGUGAUAGAUGUGCAGAUGAUGUCGCUUGGGGAAUUAAAAAUAUUGAUUGGGGAACUAUUUGCUGAGGAAUGUGGCUGUUUCUCUUGAUUGUUUGUUGUGCUGUAUUUUUGUUUGUUUUUGUACUUUGAAUUGUAUAUGCAGCGCUCCCUUGCGAAAGAAACCCUGGUCUCAAUGGGGAAUCCCUGUUUAAAUAAAGGUAAAAUAAAAUAGCAAUUUAUUUUAUUUGGGCAUGGUGCCACUACGAAUAACCAA
This is a messenger RNA of Oncorhynchus keta (chum salmon), 8870 nucleotides long. RefSeq names its product mucin-2-like. The coding region runs from base 95 to 7402 and encodes 2435 amino acids. The record is from RefSeq and is a predicted model, not a curated record. The transcript has a single exon. Lineage: Eukaryota; Metazoa; Chordata; Actinopteri; Salmoniformes; Salmonidae.